GUUUCGACGAUGAGGACAACGACAGGCAACUUAAGGACACACAUAUAUGUAAAUGAUUUCAAAAAUAAAGCUAUACGCUUGUUUUAAAGCCCCAUGGCAAUUUAAAAAGCUUCAUAUUAAUGCGCAAGGCGGAGGAUGUAUAGGGAAAGUGGGGAAUACUCCUAUGUUUAUUUGCAAAAACCUCCCAGAUUUCCAAUAUCAGAAAGCCUAGAACAGGCAAGAUAAUUUGAAUUUUGUUUUAUGCUUAUUUGCACCUUUGACCCCUUCGUUCCUGGUAAAGUUUAUUUCCUGCAGGAUUGGAAUGGGUUGGUCUGUCAUGGUUUUAGCAACUGAAAUUUUCACAAAUAAGAAAAUUUUAUGUGUAAGAGGUAAAUUAUAAUUGCCAUUUUAUUUUUUGGAAAUAAGAUUUUUUUAAUUACUCCCCCUUAUUCAUAUCAUAUCAUAUAUUUAUAAUCUAACGUAACAAAGUAGAAGACACAUUGAGUUUUCUUUGCCGCAAUCUUUUGGCCAAGAAAGAUUGCACUCAAAGAUUUAUCACAAUGCUCUUGGUAAAAUUAGAUCACCAAGUCUGAUACGACCCUCCCUCCUUUUUUGAGGAUCAUUCAUUUAGUCUUUAAAACCCACCGAGUAAGCCGUUGGAACUUGAUACUUGUAACAUAUUCGACACAGGUAACUAAGUGCUGACGUUGGAUAUGUAGUUAUUGGAAACCAUAAAACUGGAAAGUUUAAAUGAACAUUCAGAAAUAUCUAGAGCUAUGUCGGAUUCAGAAAACAGCGAUUCAGAUACGGCUAAAGAACAAUAUUCUGAUGAUGAGGAAGGGGAGGAGGAGGUGAAGGAAUUAUACAUUGACGAAGAUGAAUUUUGGGAUGCAAGUGAAACUGACGACGAAAUCGAUGAACCAUCAUCAGAUAUCAAUAACAAAGAUAGUGCAUCAACAAAACCAAAAGUGUUGCACCCAACCCGCAGUGCCCAAUACGCCAUACUUUGCAAUCUUUGCAGUAGGUCUUCUGUCACAAGCUAUUGUAUCCCUUGUCGCGUAAGUCUCUGCAGUAACUGUGUUGACAAACACACUUGUAGUUUAUCCAAACCCCACAAAGUUGUGCCGUACCAAGAAAAACAUGCUGCCACUAAAAACCCGGAAUGCAAGGAACACGCUAAAAACUAUUGUCAAUUUUACUGUGAAGACUGUGACAUUUCUCUCUGUCAUACGUGCUUUUCAUCGGCAAAACAUAGACGACACAAGAUCUCGGACGAUCUAAAAAAGGGCAAAAGGGAAAAGGUUAAAAAAGAUUUGAAAGAAUUGAAAGAAAACAUAUUUCCCUUUUACCAAAAUAUAGCGCUGGAUUUACAAAGAGAAAAAACCGCUGUUGAAAAACACUACGAAAGACUUGAUGCUGCCGUAUCAAAACAUGGAGACAACUUGUUGAAAAAAAUGAAAGCUGUUGUUGAAAAGGGAAAAUCGUGUAUUAUGGAAGGGAAAUCAAAACACAUUUCAACUCUAGAAAAACAGGAAAUUAGUAUUGCUAAGAAAAUGUCUAAAUUAGAUCGCCACAUUCUGAAACUGAAACAAUUGCUUGACACCAGUGAUGAAUUUAUCGCCUCUGAAUACGAAUCAAAGAAUUCAAAAUUCAACAGAAUGCCAUCUAGGAAGAUAAUUCCACUUCUCAAAUUUGUACCAAAUAGAAUAGAUGAAAACAAUUUACACCAAAAUUUUGGUUUUCUCACUUUUUCAGCUGUCACACAGAAUAAAGAUGGCUUUAUCAUGACAAAACCUUCAGCCCAUAAACCAGAAAUUAUCAACACUAUAACAACUGGAAAAAAGGGAGGCACCAGCAGCAUAGAAUGGUGUAGUAAUAGCGAAGUCUGGACAACUUGGUGCAAAGUUAUGAAAUUACGCAAUCUGAACGGAGAACUUCUGAAGCAAAUUGAAACCAAGUCAGGGUAUAAUGUGGGGGGUAUAACAACGACAAAGAAAGGCUAUCUUGUGUAUUCGGACCCAGACUCUAAAACCAUUAACAGGAUGAAGAAAAAAACCAUUAAAGAAGUUAUCACAUUGCAUGGGUGGACACCUUGCGGUGUUUGCAGUACUUCCCUUGAUGGCCUAUUGGUGACCAUGAUCAGCAAUGACAAGAAACAAUCAAAAGUUAUCCGCUAUACGGACAGCUUCGAAGAAAGCCUAACAGCUCAAUUUGAUAACAAAGGCGUGCCUCUGUAUUCCAAAAGCAGCAAGAAGUUUGUUAGUGAGAAUAAAAACCUUGAUAUCUGCGUGGCAGACAGGGGUUCUCUUGCUGUAGUAGUUGUCAAUCAGACCGGUCGUCUUCGUUUUAGAUAUACAGGCUCUCCUUCUACUAUAAAAACUUCACUUAAACCAGACGGCAUCGCCACAGAUAGCCACAGUCAGAUUUUGACUGCGGACAGUCACAAUAAGAGAAUCCACAUUGUAGAUCAAGAUGGACAUUUUCUCCGUUAUAUUGCAGUUGACAAAUCGGAUUGUCCAUUCAGUUUAUGUGUCGAUACCAAAAACACAUUGUUUGUGGCUGGAAAAAAGAGUAGAAAAAUAAAGAUGAUCAAUUAUACUUGAAUAAAACAGGCAAAAUGUUUGUAACAUAUAAAUGAACGUAUGCUAUCUUUAACUGUUAGUGCAUGGCAUAAUAGGUUUUAGUUGAUCAAUGUAUUCAUGUGCAACAAUGAUUUCAUCGAAGAUUGACAUCAUUCAUUUAAUUCGAUAAAGACUUUAAAUGUUAGGCGAAGACAAUAGAAGCACCCCUCUGACAAAUUGUUACAGCAAAAUUAAUGGUUACCACAACGCAUUGUAUAUAUAAUUAUCCAAUUAAAAACGGAACGAAUAAUUGGGUGCAUAUCAGUGAAUCUUUGAGUCCUUUGUCCUGAGGAAAGAAGUGGACAGUCGCACACAAUCUAAAACUCUAUCAAGAUUACCAGUAAAAAUGUUUCUGUUAAUAUGCCCGUGAUCAAACAGAAGAAUGCAGAUUACGAUCAAAUCUGUUCAAGACUGUUCUGUAGCCAUGAAAUUUCAGAUCGAAAGACGAUCCAUUGAAUCACACAGCUAGCUAAAAACCCAUUUAAUUACAAACUUUGUCAACUGGCUGAAUUAAGGAAACGAUUGCAAACGUGCAAGUCGUCUUGUGUUCAACGCUGAAUUAUUGAUUGCAAUCUGCAAAUAACAAACAAAGACGAGAUUGCACAAAAAUGUUUUUGAUAUACUUUGAUAAAGAAGGGAGAAAAUUUCCAGCAAAAACACACUCUAAUAACUAAGAAAUUAUGUGCGGUGUGAACUAAGGAACAUACACGAAAUCUAGUAUUGGAUGUGGAUGCUUUGAUUGAAAUGAUUGAAAGGUUAUACAACCAAAUAUUUAUAAAAAGAAUUUGACAGACUUAUUGGUUUUUAUCAUAUCGAGCGUAGAUUUAAUUUCGCGAAUUGUUGAAUGUAAUUAUCAAAAUGCUUUAACAAGGUGACACACCAAGUCUGAUACCAUUGCAAAAUUCACCAUAUUUUUU
Magallana angulata is the source of this 3517-nucleotide messenger RNA. RefSeq lists its product as uncharacterized. The record is from RefSeq and is a predicted model, not a curated record. Gene Ontology annotation, cellular component: nucleoplasm; chromatin. Gene Ontology annotation, molecular function: protein binding; ubiquitin-protein transferase activity; zinc ion binding. NCBI's taxonomy places the organism in Eukaryota, Metazoa, Mollusca, Bivalvia, Ostreida, Ostreidae. Gene Ontology annotation, biological process: positive regulation of DNA-templated transcription. The coding region runs from base 756 to 2582 and encodes 608 amino acids. The transcript has 2 exons.